UGAGAGACUCUGUAGGCUAUUAGAGAAAAGAUUCACAGGUGAUCACAAAUCUUUUUGAAUUUUGAAUGCUAUUCAAACGACCCAUAUGCCUUUAUAGAUUUAAUUUAUAAUCUGAUCUGGAGCAGAAUGAGUUAACCCGGUUAUCUGCGCGCACUGAACCGAGAACUGCUCCUCGCCGGCCGCAUCUUGAUCGCCGUUCGGGGGAUCAUGUCCGGUAAGGGAACCGAGGAAGCACUUAACGACAGCACAGAGAUGCAGCAAAGAAGUUUGGAGAGCGGUACUAUGAAGACUGACUUGGAGGCCGGGAGUUGCAGCGCUGCAAUCCACUGUCUGGAUGUGUGUCGCUCAUAUGGGAAACUUAAAGUCCUUAACAAUCUCAACCUGGCAGUACCUCAGGGCCAAAUUUAUGGGCUGCUGGGGCCAAGUGGCUGUGGGAAGACUACACUGUUGAAAUGCAUUGUGGGAACUCUAAAGAUCUCUCAUGGUCAUAUCUCAGUGCUGGGGAAACCACCAGCUUUCCCAGGACAUGAAGUGCCAGGAAGGAUGGUGGGAUACAUGCCACAGGACAUAGCUCUGUACAAUGAGUUCACUAUCAACAACACACUAUGGUUUUACGGUCGAAUUCAUGGCCUAUCAUCUAAAGACACAGAGGCCAGGAUCAAUUUCCUCAUCGACUUCUUAGACCUGCCGCAGAAAGACAGCCUUGUGAGAAAUCUCAGUGGAGGCCAGCGCCGGCGUGUUUCUCUUGGAGCUGCUUUGCUUCAGAACCCACAACUACUGAUCCUGGAUGAGCCCACUGUGGGAGUGGACCCUGUUCUGCGGGCCAAGAUUUGGCAGCACCUGGUAGACAUUGUAAGAGGAGGACAGGUGUCCGUCAUUAUUACAACGCAUUACAUUGAGGAGGCCAGACAAGCCAAUACGGUUGGUUUGAUGAGGAAUGGUCAAUUGUUAGCUGAAGGUCCUCCAGACGCUGUUAUGAAGCAACACAAUGCAGCAACUUUAGAGAGUGCAUUCUUGCAACUUUGUGAGGACUUCGAUCAGAUGGACUCCAGACAGGGCCUGCAGGGCCGUCUGCUGGACAACAGUCCGUCCCCAGACAGUAUGAGAGAUGAAAGCAGAGAGCCCAUACUGAGAAAGAGUACACCAGGAGACAUACCUAAAUAUAAAGCUGACUGGAAAGUGCGAGCCAGACAUUUCAUACCAAAAUGGCGCAACAUUGCAGCGUUGAUGAUCAAGACAAUGGUUCGAAUGAGAAGAAUGCCAGGGUCCCUCUGUUUCCAGUUCUUGUUGCCGGUAAUUCAGAUCUGUCUGAUGUGCCUGUGUAUUGGUGGAGACCCCAAAGGCAUUGAUGUGGCUGUGGUCAAUAAUGAGACUAGUCCCAGUGCCUACAGUACCACAUUGCUGUCUUUUCUUGACAACACAAGUGUCCACCAGGUGAAAUUGUCUCAUUCUGAAGCUUUUGCUGGUAUUCAUAAUGGGGAAUACUGGGCUGUCAUAGAGUUUGGGGAGAAUUUCACCAGCUAUCUAACCAAAAGGAUGUUGCAGCCCCGGGUCUCCAGAGAUGUGAUUGAGGGAGGAUCUGUGCAUGUUUGGCUGGAUCUGACUAAUCGACAGAUUGCCCUUAUGCUACAGAAAAAACUCCACGAGGCCUUUGGGGCUUUUAUUGAGACAAAGCUGGGGAGUUUAUCUUACAUGGUGGCCUUCCCUAUAAAAUUUGAAAAACCAAUAUAUGGCAGUGAGAACACCGAUUUCACAACGUUUGUGACUCCAGGGGCCGUUUUGAGCAUCACAUUUUACCUGGCAGUGGGGUUGACCGCUCUAUCCUUUGUGUUGGAGAGAAAGGAGGGGCUGCUGGACAGGUGCUGGGUGGCAGGUGUGAGUUCUCUGGAGACCAUGCUGGCACACCUCUUCUCACAGCUAUUUGUCAUCAGUGUUCAGAUAAUCCUUCUGCUGAUCUUCAUCCUGCUGGUCUUCAAAAUUCCUAAUGAAGGAUCUCUGGCUUUGGUGAUCUCAUUGAUUGUGCUGCAGGGAGUGACGGGAAUCUCCUUCGGGCUGGUCAUCUCCUCUGCUAUCGAUGACGAGCAGUCUGCCAAUCAAGCGGCUCUUGGAAUCUUCUACCCCAACCUCAUCAUUAGUGGUGUUAUCUGGCCGGUGGAGUGUAUCCCAUAUCCUCUGCGUUAUUUGAGUCUAGUCCUGCCCCAGACCUACGCAUCUGAAGCCCUGCGCUGCAUCAUGUACAGAGGUUGGGGUCUGUCCCAUAUGAUGGUUUGGCGAGGCUUUGUGGUCACUCUGGGCUGGAACACAUUCUUCAUUAUGCUAGCGACAGUCAUUCUCAAGCUGAGAACAUGAGAGGCUCUGCCUGAGGAAAGGUGCUUCAGAUUGGAUAUAGUAGUGUCCAGCAAGGCCAAAAAAAUAACUGACACAUUGGAAAUGCCAAUCUGAGCCUCUCUCUCCUUAAAUAUGCCAUUCACCUAAAAGGAUCCAAGGACCAUCAACAUGACUCAGGGCAUUUCUCAACCAGCUAAGAGACCUAUUGAACAAGCAAUUCAAACUUCUGUCAAGUUUACUGACUGUGAUGCAUAAAGCUCAUGGUGUAUUUCACAUGGGCUUCAGUUAUUUUAAACAUCCAUCAAAUAAGAAAGAAAAUUGUUGAAGCCUACUGUUUGAACUUUCCACACUCUCUUCUUUUUUCCCCUGGAUUAUGUAAUGCAUUCUGAAUUCAUGCCUGUGUGUCUUUGGGUGUGUCUCAAUCAGCUUCAGUAGUCAAGGCACUGAUCAGGGAGUCAGCCAUUUUAAACCUCCCUUGUACCCCCUCAUCCUAAACCGAAAACACAAUGCUUAGGGAGGAUUCUUCUCUCAAGUCUAGUUUAUUUAUAAAGCCCUUUCCAUUACAAAGUAGACCAAUUGGCUGUAAAGUACAAAUUAUUAUUCUACAAAUUAUAAUAAAACAACAAGAACAAGGAGACAAAGGUUAAUAAUAAAAGAAAGAAAAAGAAAAGAUAUCAGAAUACAACAAAGAUGAAAAAAAAAUUCUGGGCACAUUUCCCCCAUUGCAUCGUAUAGUGUUUUUGAUUUUUCAAGUUACUGCUUUUUUAUUGAUAAAUGUUUUUAGAUUAGCAGCUUGGGUGUUCAUUUAUCAAGUGCCAUAAAGAAAAUGAAGGAAGAACCACAAUGUUUACAUUUGAGCACAUAGCAGGCCAAUGUUAAACCUGCAAGUUGAACUGAAAAGACAAAUUUAGUCUCUUAUUUUAGUAUAUGUCAUGUGUGAAAGACAGCACAAGCUGAAUUGCAAUGUAAGUUAUGUUAAAGCUAAGUUACUUGGAAUGGUGACAAUAGUUUGAUGGAUAUUUAAGAGUGCAAUAUUUGACGUGGAGAAUGCAUGUUUUAAAUGUAUUAUUGGUUGUGGGUAAAAAAGGUGUGUGUGUGUGUGUGUGUGUGUGCAUGACUGCUAUUCAAAGACAACAACUAAUGUAUUAUAUGUAUUUAUAUUUUUUCCUCUUUAUCUUUUGAAUCUUGAAGUUCAUCAUUAGGAUGCUGGAUUUCUACCUUUACCUUCAUCAAUCAGCUUUUGGUUUGGUUUAUAUUUAAGUCUCUACAUAACAGCUAAAUUAAACAAAUCUGCAAAACUGAAUUGAAAAUUUGCAAGCUGGAAGAAAUUGUUAGUGUUCGUUUAAAACAACCUUUAAAUUUGGUUCCACAUCAUAUCAAAUAACUGUAUUUUGAACAGUUAAAAACCAAGUGGAAUUUGUUUUUGUUUUUUUACAUAUGUGAAAGGAAAUUGCUACUGUUUAAAAAUUGUGCAAAUAUUUAAAAAUUAUGGAACAUUGUUUUCCUUUAUUGUAGUAAUAAUGAGGUCCACAAUAAGGGCUGGAAUUUCAUGGCAUGUUUUGAUAGAGCAUCGCCUGACAGUUGAUUUUACUAAAGCUUUGUUGAUUUUUGGAUUUUCUGUGUCUGGCUUCGGUUCAGGCUUAGAGACAAAUAUUUGGCAAAGGUUUGUUAAGUUCUGUGCCAUUUUGAAAAGUUAUCAUGUCACCUCCAUACACACACAAGACCAUUAUUUGCUACCUCUUGAAUUGUUGCAUAAAAAGCCCUUAUAUAUGUGUGCACAUUCAAAUGCUCUUUGUGUAAAAUGAUCUUUGUGAAAUUAUGAUUUCUUUUUCAACAAUAAACCAUUUUAAUAAGAUCUUC
This is a messenger RNA of Pimephales promelas (fathead minnow), 4188 nucleotides long. It is a transcript of the gene abch1, whose product is annotated as ATP-binding cassette, sub-family H, member 1. The record is from RefSeq and is a predicted model, not a curated record. Gene Ontology annotation, cellular component: membrane; ATP-binding cassette (ABC) transporter complex. Lineage: Eukaryota; Metazoa; Chordata; Actinopteri; Cypriniformes; Leuciscidae. Gene Ontology annotation, molecular function: ATP binding; ATP hydrolysis activity; ABC-type transporter activity. Gene Ontology annotation, biological process: transmembrane transport.